Molecule: messenger RNA, 1305 nt
Organism: Penicillium cataractarum
Lineage: Eukaryota; Fungi; Ascomycota; Eurotiomycetes; Eurotiales; Aspergillaceae
Product: putative cofactor for methionyl- and glutamyl-tRNA synthetases
Exons: 2
Coding region: 1-1305 (434 amino acids)
Cellular component (GO): methionyl glutamyl tRNA synthetase complex
Molecular function (GO): tRNA binding
Source: RefSeq, a predicted model, not a curated record
AUGGCGACCGCAGCUGCCCCCGAGUCCUCGCUCCUUUCCCUCCUCUACCGCUCGUACCCGGCCGCCAUCUCUCCCGAUGCCACCGAGCCCGAUUACCUCCACGCCUCUCCCAAGAUCUUCCCCACGGUGAACUUUGGUGAGGCGGAUGACGCAGAGAUCAAGUCGUGGCUGAACACCGUCUCUGGCCUCAAGAAUGCUCAGGCCAAGAAUGAUGAGGCUGUGAUUAGCACCAUCCUGGCCCAGGUGAACACCCACCUGGCCUCGCGCACCACCCUACUCGGUGCGAAGCCCUCGGUCGCUGAUAUUGCGGUCUAUGCCCUUCUCGCUCCCAUGGUCGAGAAGUGGACGCCCGAGGAGCGGACGGGAGAGAAGGGCUAUCACCACAUUGUUCGUCAUGUCGACUUUGUGCAAAACUCCAAGCUCUUCGCUCUGCAGAUCCCCGAGGAGGAGAAGGUCGUCAUCGACGUGAACGACGUCAAGUUCGUGCCCAAGCCCGUCGACCCCAAGGAGGAGAAGGAGCGCAAGAAGCGUGAGAAGGCCAAUGCCCAGAACCCCGAUGGUGCUGCUGCCGAGAAGCCCCUCGUCGUCGGCAAGGGUAAGCCCGAGAACCCUGCCGCUGCUGCUGCCGAGGCCGCCGCCGAGAAGAAGGAGAAGCAGCCCAAGGCCCCCAAGGCCCCCGCUGCCCCUGCCCUUCCUCCUUCGCCCUCUAUCAUCGACCUGCGCGUUGGCCACAUCCUGCGUGCUAUCAACCACCCCAACGCCGACUCCCUCUACGUUUCCACUAUUGACUGUGGUGACGCCCCCGGCACCGACAACACCUCCCUGGAUGAGGAGACUGGCAAGACCGUCCGCACUGUGUGCUCCGGUCUGAACGGCCUGAUCCCCCUCGCCGAGAUGCAGAACCGCAAGAUCGUUGCCGUCUGCAACUUGAAGCCCGUGACCAUGCGUGGCAUCAAGUCCUCCGCCAUGGUUCUGGCUGCUUCCCCCCGCGUUGCCGAGGGUGAGGACUCUCACGCCGGUCCCGUCGAGCUCGUCAACCCCCCUGCCGAUGCUCCCGCCGGCGAGCGUAUCACCUUCCAGGGCUGGUCCGAGGGUGAGCCCGAGAAGCAGCUCAACCCCAAGAAGAAGGUCUGGGAGACCUUCCAGCCCGGCUUCACUACUACCGAGGACCUCGAAGUCGCCUUUGACAGCAGCGCCGUUCCCGUUGCCAAGGAGCAGGAGGGCAAGCCUGCCCUCGGCAAGCUGGUUACUGCUUCCGGUAUCGUGUGUACCGUCACGAGCCUGAAGAACGCUACCGUGCGGUAA